Syngnathus acus (greater pipefish) is the source of this 3844-nucleotide messenger RNA. Its product is annotated as calcium/calmodulin-dependent protein kinase type II subunit gamma. The record is from RefSeq and is a predicted model, not a curated record. Gene Ontology annotation, biological process: protein phosphorylation. The coding region runs from base 175 to 2043 and encodes 622 amino acids. Lineage: Eukaryota; Metazoa; Chordata; Actinopteri; Syngnathiformes; Syngnathidae. The transcript is spliced from 23 exons. Gene Ontology annotation, molecular function: ATP binding; calmodulin binding; calcium/calmodulin-dependent protein kinase activity. Gene Ontology annotation, cellular component: neuron projection; cytoplasm.
UCCCUUUCUGUGUGUGCAGGGCUCUGCUCCUCAGACUUGCCUGCCUGUCACUUCGCUUGUGUCGGAAAGCUAGGCUACGCACCCCUCUGUCGGACCACCGCACGGAGAGCCAGCCGCCGUCGAACCCCCACCCCCUUCCCCCGAGGCUUGGGCUUGCCCCUCACGGCACCAACCAUGGCGACCACCGGAACGUCCACCCGGUUUACUGACGAGUACCAGCUGUACGAGGAGCUCGGGAAGGGAGCUUUUUCAGUGGUGCGCCGAUGUGUCAAGAAAUCCUCCGGGCAGGAAUACGCCGCCAAAAUCAUCAACACCAAGAAGCUAUCUGCACGAGACCACCAGAAGCUGGAGCGCGAGGCUCGCAUCUGCCGCCUCCUCAAACACCCCAACAUCGUGCGACUGCAUGACAGCAUUUCAGAAGAGGGCUUUCAUUACCUCGUCUUUGACCUGGUGACAGGAGGGGAGCUUUUUGAAGAUAUCGUAGCCAGGGAGUACUACAGCGAGGCCGACGCCAGUCAUUGCAUUAGUCAGAUCUUGGAGAGUGUCAAUCAUAUCCACCAGCAUGAUAUUGUGCACAGAGACCUCAAGCCUGAGAACCUGUUGUUGGCCAGUAAGAUGAAGGGAGCUGCAGUGAAGCUGGCAGACUUCGGCCUGGCUAUUGAGGUGCAGGGAGACCAGCAGGCUUGGUUUGGCUUUGCGGGCACGCCUGGCUAUCUGUCUCCGGAAGUCCUUCGGAAGGACCCCUACGGCAAGCCCGUGGACAUAUGGGCUUGCGGUGUUAUUCUCUAUAUCUUGUUAGUUGGUUAUCCUCCAUUCUGGGAUGAGGAUCAGCACAAGUUAUAUCAGCAGAUCAAAGCCGGAGCCUACGACUUUCCUUCUCCCGAGUGGGACACAGUGACCCCCGAGGCCAAGAACCUGAUCAACCAGAUGUUGACCAUCAACCCGGCCAAGAGAAUCACUGCCGAGCAGGCUCUCAAGCACCCGUGGGUCUGCCACCGCUCCACAGUGGCAUCCAUGAUGCACAGACAGGAAACUGUCGAGUGCCUCCGCAAGUUUAACGCUCGCCGAAAACUCAAGGGAGCCAUCCUCACCACCAUGCUGGUGUCCAGAAACUUCUCAGUGGGCCGGCAGCAUACCAACUCUGCUGCUGCCGCCUCCUCCACUGCCUCACUGGCUCAGGAAGCAUGCAAAAGUUUACUCAACAAGAAAUCCGACUCUGCUAAGCCUUCCACCAACAACAGUAAGAACAGUAUAGUGAGCGCCAUCAAUGCCCUGAAAGACAGCAACAUGGCAACCAACGCCCAGAUGGAAUCUCAAAGCACGGUGGUCCACAACCCUCCCGAUGGCAUCAAGGGGUCAACGGAGAGCAACGCCACCAACGACGAGGAAGAAAUGAAAGGUAAGCAAGCCGACAGUUCAGCGCUGAGUCUGAGCAGCGCCACCGAGGAGAUGCCCCCACUUCUGCCCUCACCUCAAAGCUCACCUGCCAUACCACCGCAUGACGUAAAGCGCAUGGCUUGGAACAGCACGGGCAACAGCGACUCUGAACUGUCCUGCGCGCCCGCCGCCGCCGCCGCCACCAUCGUCGCUCCAGUAGGGGGCAACAACUCUGCCGCUGCUCAAAGCAACGUUAAGCAGAGCCGCAAGCAGGAGAUCAUCAAGAUCACUGAGCAGCUGAUUGAAGCCAUCAACAAUGGCGACUUUGACGCCUACACGAGGAUUUGUGAUCCCGGGCUCACUUCCUUCGAACCCGAGGCUCUGGGAAACCUGGUGGAGGGCAUGGACUUCCACAAGUUCUACUUUGAAAACUUGCUGAGCAAGAACAACAAGCCGGUGCACACCACCCUGCUCAACCCGCACGUGCACCUGAUCGGCGAGGACGCGGCGUGCAUCGCGUACAUCCGCCUCACGCAGUUCGUGGACUCGGGCGGCCGCCCGCGCUCCAGCCAAUCGGAGGAGACCCGCGUGUGGCACCGCCGCGACAGCAAGUGGCUCAACGUUCACUUCCACUGCUCGGGAGCGCCCGCCGCGCCACUACAGUGAUCAGUGGUCCUGAGCCUCCACUGUGCCGGUGGAGGCGUUUUGGGGGGCAGUUUUUUUCCGGCGAGUGUGUUUGGGGGGCCCCAACGCCCCCGCGUGGAUCGGCUAGCGCCAGGAGCCCGGCCGGGCCAGACGGCAUCCCUCUCCGCGACCACCAACCAACCCCCCGGUGUCCUCCUUUGACCCCGCGGGGGGGCGCCGGCCGAGCACAAGACAACGCCCGGCCCCCCCUGCCGCCCGCCCCCUCCUCCCACGUGGGAUGUGAUGCAUGCAUCUUGGCGCCCGCCUGACCGCGGAGGGCGUGUCUUUGCCCUCUCGCGCCUCCCCUCGGCGGCCAUCUUUGUUCAGCCCCGCCCGCGCCGAACGAGGCGUCGCGGGGGAGGAGGCGACUUACACUUGUGACAGUUUAUGAGUAUGAGUUAUGAAUAUACUAUGUAAAUUAUGACUUAGAUGUUCCAGAAACCCACCAAAACCCCAGCAAGCAUUUAUCUCGUCUGUGUAAUGAGGGAGAAGCGGAGACGUUGGAUUUUGUCGCGGCGUAAAAAGCACUUGUGGCUUAUGAAAGGGAACGGGGGAGCGUGUGGACGAGUCUGAGAGGGUGACGACGAAACUUGAUAUCAUGAAGCACCAAAGUGUAGAACUUUAGGCGUUUUGCGUGUUUUGACCGUUUUCUCACCCCCACACUUUGGAAAGCCGAUUUAAGCUCGUGUUGUUUUAAGAGUUCUGUGACGAGCCUCGUUUUAUUUUUUGUCCUGUUGUGUUUGUCUGACUGGCUACUUUUUAAAAAGUGCUUAUUAGAAGGGAAAAAGAAAUCAGAAGAGGGAUUUUUAUCGUGAAUUUGUCCUGUCUUGUCCGUAUGCCGCAAUGGGGUGGAUGGGUUUGAUAAUGCGGCAGAUAGAGGGCGCCGCUGAGAAAGGGACUGCCUCGCAUGAGGCGAUCGCAUGCGCGCCCUGACCGCCUCGUCCGUCCUUCGCCUUCCGGUCUGUUAUUUUCCUGUUGGGCCUGGUUUGUUCCUUUUCACUGUGUAAAUACAGUGUGUGUAUAGAUGUAUGUAGAAAUGUGUAUCAUAUGUACAUGCAUCCUGUGCACCUCAGCAGUUUCUUCGAGUUUGCAGGUUUCCAUUCAACAUUUUUUUUUUUUUUCUGUUUUGGGCGGCCCAAAGUUUUGUGUCCUACCACUUUUUAAACGUCAUAACGCGCACGCCUGGUGCUGUUUGACGUAUCCGCCCCACAACUGAAUGUUGUUUGAUUUGCACCUGCACCACUCUGUAGUGUGGCCCCCCCCACCCACUGCAAUGUUUUCAUCACCCCACUGUUGUGAGCCACACCACCAAAAAAUCUUGUGUGAUUUGAGCUCACCCCACAAUGUUGUGAUCCCCAUCCAACACUUAAUGUUGUAAUCUGCACACGCCUCACAAUCUUGUGUGAUCUUCAGCCACCAAAGUAUCUUGUGUAAUCUUGACUGCUCCCAUCAUCACAUUGUGUUCCACUUCACCCCAAAACAUUGUGGUCUUCUAACCCCCCCCCCCUACAAUGUUGCGUGAUCCCCAGCCAUCCCAUAAUUUUGUGAUCUUCACUUGUCCCACAGUGUUGUGUAAUCUACACUCCCACAAUCUUGUAUAAUCCUCCCAUCUGUCCCACACUUUUUUUUUGGUGAUCUGUACCUAACCCAUAAUGUUGUGGUCCACUGCUUUAGUCUCCUCCCGUCCAAUAAUGUUGUGAUUGUUAUCCGCCCUACAAUGUUGCGUGAUCUGCACCCACCCAACUGCGUUAGGUGCGCACACUCCACAGUGUUGUCAUCCAAA